AACCCCACUCUCUCUCUCUACACCGCGCAGAACAAACAAAGCUUUCACUUCAUUUCGCUUUCUCUCGAUUUUUCCUCUCUCCACUCCAAAAACUCAAUACAUAUAUACACCCACCGUAUGUAUCCGUUCAUGAAACCUCCCCUUUCUCCUCCGAUUUUGUUUAUCUAGAUCUUCGGUGGAAGCUCUGGUUUUUUGCGAUCGUAGUUGAUAGAAGCAUGUGCAGUGGGCUUGAGAAAUCAAAUUCCAAUUCUUGUACAACUCAAGGGCCAGCUGUUAACCAAUCAAACAUGAAGGAUUUGAACAACUUAUCUGUAGAGACUGAGGGUUCACUCUCCAGUUUGCUUGAAUUUGCUGCCAACAAUGAUAUUGAAUCUUUCAAGAGAUUGAUAGAGGUGGAUCUGUCUGUGGUUGAUGAGGCUGGACUUUGGUAUGUUCGCAAGAAAGGUUCAAAGCAAAUCAGCCAGGAAGAAAGAACUCCAUUGAUGGUAGCCGCUACUUAUGGUAGCGUUGAUGUAUUGAAGCUACUGGUGGCUUUGCCUGAAGUUGAUUUAAAUAAAUCAUGUGGCGGCAACAAGUGGACUGCGCUACAUUGUGCAGCUUUUGGAGGUUCUGUCCACGCAUUUGAUGUUGUAAAGUUGCUGUUAUCUGCUGGUGCUGAUCCCAAUAUUGAGGAUGCCUGUGCCCUGCGUCCAGUUGACGUGAUUGUAGUUCCUCCAAAACUUCCUGGAGCUAAAGCUGCUCUUGAGGACUUGCUCAUGAACAACAUUUCUGAUGGGUCUGUUGGUGAGUGCAAUUUACGGAUCACCAUAUCUGGUUCAAAUGCAUCUUCCCCUAUACUGUCAUCAUCACCUGAAAGUAGGUCUAUGGGUUCGCUCUCUGAUUCUGUUUCUUCUCCCACAGCUCCUAAGUUUGGUGAUCCUGCUGCUAAUUCUGUGUCAGAGAAGAAACAAUAUCCUGUGGAUCCAUCUCUACCAGACAUUAGAAAUAGUAUCUACUCAACUGAUGAAUUCCGCAUGUUCUCAUUCAAGGUCAGGCCGUGUUCAAGGGCAUAUUCUCAUGAUUGGACUGAAUGCCCUUUUGUACACCCUGGAGAAAAUGCUCGCAGAAGAGACCCGCGGAAGUACCACUACAGCUGUGUCCCUUGCCCUGAUUUUCGAAAGGGCGCAUGUAGGCGUGGGGAUAUGUGCGAGUAUGCUCAUGGUGUGUUUGAAUGCUGGUUGCACCCUGCUCAGUAUCGGACCAGGUUGUGCAAAGAUGGCACAGGCUGUGCCAGACAGGUGUGCUUUUUUGCUCACACCCAGGAAGAGCUUCGUCCUCUCUAUGUCUCUACUGGAUCUGGUGUGCCAUCUCCAAGAUCUGUGGCCUCUGCAUCAAGCUUCAUGGACAUGGCUGCAGCCUUAAGCCUUAUGCCUGGCUCCCCGACAUCACAGUCUGUGAUGUCUCCUUCUGCAUUCAAUCAAACCAUGUCGCCUACUGCAAAUGGAAUGUCUCAUUCAUCUUCUGGAGCCUGGACUCAACAGAAUGUCCCAACUCUCAAUCUACCCGGCAGCAAUCUGCAAUCCAGUCGACUGAGAUCUUCCCUAAGUGCUCGCGAUAUUCCACCUGAGGAUCUGAACAUGUUGCAGGAUUAUGAUUCCCAGCAGCUUAUUUUAAAUGACAUGGCCUGCUUUUCACAACAAGGCAAUUCUGCUAGGCUGGGUUCUGGCCGGUCCCAGACAAUGUUGACUCCUUCCAAUCUUGAAGAGCUUUUUUCUGCUGAGAUUGCAUCAUCUCCAAGACUUUCUGACCAGGCAGCGGGUUUUGGCGUUUAUUCUCCUUCACAUAAAUCAGCUGCUCUUAAUCAGUUCCAACCACAGCAAAACAUUUUAUCACCCAUAAAUACUAAUGUUUUUUCUCCAAGAAAUGUUGAACAUCCUUUGUUGCAGGCUUCUUUUGGUGUGUCAUCUCCAAGGAUGUCACCAAGAAGCUUGGAGCCAGUUUCCCCCAUGAAUGCCCGUCUCUCAGCUUUUGCUCAGCGCGAGAGGCAGCAGCAGAUGCGCAGCCUCAGCUCCCGGGAACUUGGGUCCAACCGUGCCCCUGUUGUGGGAUCUCCCACAAGUGCAUGGGCCAAGUGGGGACCGGCCAAUGGGAAAGUAGAUUGGUCAGUAGGCGCAGACCAUGAAGGUGGUCUCAAAAGAUCAUCCUCGUUUGAUUGCAGAGCUGAUGGAGAAGAACCCGACUUAUCAUGGGUGCAAUCUCUUGUCAAAGAAUCACCACCUGAGAUGAUGGACAAGGCCGCAGCACCAGCCCCAAAUUCUGGUGCUGCACCAUCCGGUGAGUGUUUGAAACCAAAUCCUCAAACUGAGUCCGUGGAUCACACUGUUUUAGGGGCUUGGCUUGAUCAGAUGCGACUUGAUCAACUCGUAGUCUAGCUGAACAGAAUGAAUUCUUUCUCACUUAGACAAGAAAAUGGUAGGAAGUAUAUAAAAAUUUUUGUGCUCUUUUUUGGCUCGCGAAAAAAGGUGCAAGUCGUAAGGUAGCAGCAGCAGCAAUGAUGAGCUUCGGGAGUUCUUAUUGGUAAACUGAUUUUUUUUUCUUAUUCAAAAAGAUGUACUAAAAACUCACCUCAUUUAUUGAUUAUUACUACCUGAGUUUUCAUUUGUUAUAUGGGGGCUGUACUAAACAAAACCAGCCCAAUUUGGGCACCUGUUCCUUUGUAUUCUGCUUAAUACGAAUUUUAUAUUUUCAAUG
This is a messenger RNA of Salvia hispanica, 2730 nucleotides long. NCBI's taxonomy places the organism in Eukaryota, Viridiplantae, Streptophyta, Magnoliopsida, Lamiales, Lamiaceae. The record is from RefSeq and is a predicted model, not a curated record.